Gadus morhua (Atlantic cod) is the source of this 2535-nucleotide messenger RNA. It is a transcript of the gene six6a, whose product is annotated as SIX homeobox 6a. The record is from RefSeq and is a predicted model, not a curated record. Gene Ontology annotation, biological process: regulation of transcription by RNA polymerase II; eye development. Gene Ontology annotation, cellular component: transcription regulator complex; nucleus. Gene Ontology annotation, molecular function: DNA-binding transcription factor activity, RNA polymerase II-specific; RNA polymerase II cis-regulatory region sequence-specific DNA binding. Lineage: Eukaryota; Metazoa; Chordata; Actinopteri; Gadiformes; Gadidae. The coding region runs from base 1180 to 1917 and encodes 245 amino acids. The transcript has 2 exons.
UGUGUGUGUGUGUGUGUGUGUGUGUGUGUGUGAGAGAGAGAGAGAAAGAGGGAGAGAGAGAGAUGCUGUGAAAAUAAUAUCAGGCUUUUCCGUCAGAAUGAACUUUCCACUGUAUCCAGCCAUGAAAUAAUGUGAAGCGACACUUCAAACCAUCUGCGCCAUCUAUCCCCCUCUUCUUCUCUAAACCCGCCAGUGCACAAAACGGAGAGUGUAUGAUCCUAACCCGCCCAGCUAGGCAGUGGAAUCUGAAUUCGAUCCACAAAUAUAUAGCCUAAUAUUUCGCGGAAACAUUUAGGCUCUCCGCCCUCUUUGGUGUGGACCGCUGGUGCGAAAGACCGUACCGCUCCUUGGGCAGGCUGCGGGGUUCAGGUUGGGGGGUUCAGCCUCCCAGUCCCGCGGUCCCCUCGUAACCCCUCGUGGAUCAGUUAAAAUAAGAGUCUACGGUCCUGGUAUUUGUGUUUCUUACGGUUCUUCUGUUUACUACGCUGAGGGCCAAUUCACGUUGAGCACGGAUCUCACACAAUUAUUAUCUCUCCCUAUCCAAAAACAAUAAUAUAAAUACAAUAAUCUUAUUCUAAAAAUUCUAAACCGAAACGUGCUUCUAGGAUGUAAUGUAUCCUGGAUUUUGCCGGGUCUAUUUUAGGAGCGUCCAUGUUGUCCGGCCCUUCAGGAGAGCGGGAGCUGUGUUUCUGUAACACCGCACACAAAGGAGAGGUGUUGGGACACACGGAAGCCAAUUAAAUGUUUGAAGACAUAAAGCAAAGGUCAAAAUGUUUAGGCUGCGGUUUAAAAGUGCAGUCGAACACUGGGAGGCGCCGAGAUAUCUUGGCGCUCCUUCCGCGUGAUUGGUAGGCUCAACUUGACAGUGAUUGACGGGCAUCCAUGGCAACCGCGCAGCCAAUCUGCCAAGUCCAAUAGAAAAUCAGCAGCGAGGGCGACUGUCUUUUUCCCCUUCAAAAAACAUCUCGGCUCGAGUCGUGAUGCUCUUGUACUCUCGACCCUCACCCACCGAGUUGAGCAGGAGGAGGAUGCAGCAGUGAGCCGGAGCGACUCGCUCCUCACCGAAUGUAACAGAGCAUCCGAUCCGUUCGGACCGGAGGUUCGACCCGAGGAGGCGCGCGAGGACGGAGGAGUGCGACGCACGAGCGACGGGAGGAGGAAGGGACACGCUCAGCCUCCAUGUUUCAGCUGCCCAUCUUAAACUUUAGCCCCCAGCAGGUCGCGGGGGUCUGCGAGACCCUCGAGGAGAGCGGGGACAUCGAGCGCCUCGGCCGCUUCCUGUGGUCCCUGCCGGUCGCCCCAGCCGCCUGCGAGGUCCUCAACAAGAACGAGGCGGUGCUGAGGGCGCGCGCCAUCGUGGCCUACCACAGCGGUAACUUCCGGGAGCUCUACCACAUCCUGGAGAACCACAAGUUCACCAAAGACUCGCACAGCAAGCUGCAGGCCCUGUGGCUGGAGGCGCACUACCAGGAGGCGGAGAAGCUGCGGGGCCGCCCGCUGGGGCCCGUGGACAAGUACCGCGUGCGGAAGAAGUUCCCGUUGCCCCGCACAAUCUGGGACGGCGAGCAGAAGACCCACUGCUUCAAGGAGAGGACCCGACACUUGUUACGGGAAUGGUACCUGCAGGACCCCUACCCCAACCCCAGUAAAAAGAGGGAGCUUGCCCAGGCCACCGGACUUACCCCCACACAAGUGGGGAACUGGUUCAAGAACCGGAGACAAAGAGACCGAGCGGCGGCCGCCAAGAACCGGCUCCAGCAGCAGGUCCUCUCCGGGGGGUCGGUGCGGUCGCUGGCGGAUGACGACGGGACGGCGGACCGCCUCGGGAACUCGUCGAGCCCCGAGGCCAGCCUGUCCAGCAAGGCCGCCGCCUCGGCCAUCUCCAUCACGUCCAGCGACAGCGAAUGUGACAUCUGACGGCCUCGCGCGAGGCCGUCCGCAAGUCAGGAGGACAGUUAACGCGCAAUAAAUAAAGGAGAGGAAGAGAGAUCAGGAGAGAGAGGAAGAGAGACAAUCUAAAACAGACUUAGUGCCUGCGUGGAAAACAAACACUACUACUGUCGUUCGAUGGCGACAGAAACCCGAGGGACGGAAGUCCCGUCUUAAGCCGCCUUCCGGUAUUGUUUCGCUUUGACCACAUGCGGAGAAAUCUAAAAACGAUGCAUGGAGAAUAUCCCGGAUAACAUCCCUCUGAAGGGGGCGGGGGGGGGGGGAACCGAGGCCUCCAGACGAGAGUGAAUUGAAAAAAGGAAUCUGAAGAAGACAUUUGAACGCCUAACCUGCUAUUUUCUGUGGGUAUUUCAUGUUGAAAGACUGUGAUAUUUUUAAUUUACUUUAAAAGUUUUAUAAAUAAUGUUUAUUUACCUAUUUAAACGAUUGGCUUUGUCUCUUAGGUUUUCAUAUUGAUUUGCUUGGUGUUUUUAAUAUUUACGUGUGCACAGGUUAACUGGUCAGCAUGUGCGCUUUAGUGGAAAUGUGAUUCAGUAAAAAAAGAAAAGUAAAGAUAACUUAAUAAAAUAUUUGUUGACAAAAUAA